AUGAAGAUGAAGUACCAAGGAAAUGAUCGGGUCCGACGUGCUCAACUCAAUCGGCUCCGACGAGAAUUCGAGGUGUUGGCUAUGAAACAAGGGGAGUCAGUCAAUGACUACUUUGGCAGGGUGAUGACCAUAGCCAAUGACAUGCAAAAUUGCAGUGAAGACAUGACAGAUGUCAAAAUCAUAGAGAAAAUUCUGCGAACACUGACGGAGAAAUGGAAUUACAUUGUGUGUUCCAUUGAGGAAUCUAAUGAUGUUGAUGAGCUUACAGUCGAUGCCUUGCAAAGUUCCCUCUUGGUUCAUGAAUAA
Molecule: messenger RNA, 306 nt
Organism: Vicia villosa (hairy vetch)
Lineage: Eukaryota; Viridiplantae; Streptophyta; Magnoliopsida; Fabales; Fabaceae
Exons: 1
Coding region: 1-306 (101 amino acids)
Source: RefSeq, a predicted model, not a curated record